This is a messenger RNA of Anopheles gambiae (African malaria mosquito), 6293 nucleotides long. RefSeq names its product ankyrin repeat and KH domain-containing protein mask (gene Csk). Gene Ontology annotation, biological process: protein phosphorylation. NCBI's taxonomy places the organism in Eukaryota, Metazoa, Arthropoda, Insecta, Diptera, Culicidae. Gene Ontology annotation, molecular function: ATP binding; protein tyrosine kinase activity. Bases 1387 to 5151 code for a protein of 1254 amino acids. The transcript has 9 exons. The record is from RefSeq and is a predicted model, not a curated record.
GAUUCCGAUCGUCGUUGGACACUGGUUGGUUGUGCCCGUUUGUUCGUGAGUGUAACUGCCGCGCGUUUGCUUCAUUUCGGUGCGUAAACACGGAAUGCUACAGUCUGUAAAAACUCACCAAAAAGGUAAUUAGUGCAGAUUAGUUCAGUUUGAGGUGCUGUGUGUUUUCCCACGUGAUAGAAAGUACGUGCCUCCUCUCUUAAACACAUAAUUACCACAACAGGCUACAAACACACGUGUGUGUGCUCCCAGUUGUAUCUCGUGUGUGUUAACAAUUACGACUAAUAAUGUUAUUAUUAUUGCCGCCAGCUCCUUCAAGUGCAUGACAUUGAUGCUACAUCUUUCAGCCUCAGCAAACGUGCCCUGUUUGCGCGGGGCUUGGGGCGGUGCAGUAGUGCAUCCGAUUGAUGUGUGUGUGUGCCUACGUGUUAAACAUGUCUGGUCUGUAGUAGGAAGCAGCGGACGUGCGAGUGCAGCAGUGUUGCAACGGCAGUUAAAAACAUCCGUGUGUAAAAGUGCAAUUAACAGCGACCAGGAAAGGAGUACAGGAAAAAAAAAAAUCGACAACGGGCCCUGCCUGCCCAAACUCCUCUCCUCAAUCCCGCGUGGCUCUCGAUCACUAGUGUUUUUGUGCUUUUGGUUUGAUUCAUCUGCUUAGUGUAUGUGCGCGCGCGUUUGCCUGGUGUGCCUUUCCUCCCGUUCCAUUCGAAAGAGGGAAGAGGAGGCAGGCUGCUAGUGGGACGGUGUGCCUUCGAUGAUGCCCGCAGGGGAAAGAAACGAAACAAACGAAAAAAAUAGCGAGUAAUAGAGUCAUUCGCCAAGUAGUAGGUCUGUUGCGCGCGGUAUCUUAGGCCACAUCGGCCGGCAGUGUUUAGUGUCCGGCCAUGCCCCAACACUUUGGGCUCGGAGGGUGAAGGCAAGGCAAAGCGUCAAGUUCAUCGUGUAGUGCAAAGGCAGUAUAUAGUGCAAGUCCGGGAUAGUGUUGGAUCGCUAAGGUGAGAAGCUGCUGUUAGGGCAUGCAAAUCGUAAUAUACCCAAAGAAACAAACACGUGUACUAGUCGGGAAAUCUGGUGCACCAGCAGAGUGUGUGUUGCAUUUGCUCGACUAAACAGCAGAGCGUGGAGCGUUGUGUAGUGCACAAUUUCACCUAAAUUGCUCAUUAGCCACCCCAUCCGAGGGCUGUAAAGGGAAGUCGUGUUUAACGAGAUGCAAGUGGUGAGGCACGUGUUGUGUUGUUAAUUCUGGCCUUGCGCUGUAUAUUGAAUCAUGCGAAGUGUGGUUAUACUGUGUACGAUGCACCAGUGCUGAGCGAUGGCGUUUUAAGGUGAUAACGAAGGUUGCUACAAUUCCCCGCUCACAAAAAGAGAGGAAACAAGAAGAACAACAUGGUGACGACGAUUAAAAUUACCGGCGACGGUGUGUUCAUCCAGUCGAACGGUGGCGUUGGGGCUGGCGGUGCAGGAGGCAGUGCGAGACUGCAGCAACAGGAACGACAAGAGCUGCUGACGGGUGAGAACACCCUUGGAAGCACCGCGCUCGGAGAGGCCAAUUUGCCAUCUGCCGAGGGUACGGUGCGCAACGGAUCGCUGGACCUGGUGGACAGUGGUGCCGGUGGCAAUGAUACAAACAACAAUCACAAGGGCUAUCGUAACUUCAACCACCGCCGGUACCAGUCGGACGAGGGACCCGGUUUCAUCGGGAUGCGCAAUGGCAAGCCGCCGGAGCGGGCCGACGGCGCGUCCCCAGGGUCGUCCGAGGUGGUAUCGGGCGAAAGUGAUGACACGCUCGGCGAGCCUGAUCCGAGUCGUAAGCGGGACAAGUUUACGAUUUCAUUCCUAAACACGCACCGCUCGAGCGGCGGUGGGCUGCUGCCGAACGGCGGUGGCAAGAGCAUGCUCAACCACAAGUUCAUCGUGUACAACAGCAAGAAGCCAAAGACAUCGUCGGUGCUGCACCAGCAGUACUACCAGCAGAGCAUUGCCGCCGCCGCUGCCAAUGGGGAACUUGGUAGCAGUGGGAGCGGUUCACCGCCCCUGCCCUACCCGAGCCACUACCAGCAGUACCUGUACAAUCGGCUGCGUCCGUCCUUGUCGACCUCGGUGCUAAGCUCACCGUCACUGAUCACGGCUGCUGCGAUCCCGAGUUGUUCGCCUCCGGAUCGAGAUCGCUUGGAGCAGCAGCAGCAGCAGCAGCAGCAUCAGCUCUAUCAGAACAGUCUCUUCCAUCAGCAACACCGUUCGCUGCUGGGUACGCCACCGGCUGCCGUACCUGGUUGGGCCAAGUCCACUUCCUGUCUGGUGUCGAGCAGUGCGGCCGCUGCUUCCUCCUACAGAACCGUCACCGCAUCGCCGCUACUAUUACUUCCCGCGCAACCAGCCCGAAGUGCACCGCAGCCGUACCCGUCCGCUGGUGGUACCGCGCCACGCCCUGUACCGGCCUCUUCCUCCAACUCGUCACUGUCCUCCUCGCCGUCAUCUUUCUCAGCUGGUUCGCCGCCAUCGUCCGGUGCUAAUUCAUCGUCAAACACUCCUCCGCCGCCCGUGGUGCCGAGUGAGGUGACCGCCACAUCUGCUAAUGCAGUCACGGCGACCUCGACAACGACCUGCAGUUCCCCAACGACGCCAACGACAACGUCACCCGACGCGUCGAACUCACCAACACCGGUACCACCGACGGGUACGGUAGCGCCAUCUACACCAACGCACCCAUCGUCGCCUUCUUCUUCGACAUCAAAUCUUGAUGUCGAUGUGAGCGGUGUACCACGGUUCGAUCGCAGCACCAAACCAGCAUCUUCCGUCAUCGGCAGCGACCAGUACCAGAAGCGGUUUCACCAUCAACAGCAGCAGCCACAGCAGCGAUCUUUCGAUCUUCCACACUCGGAGUCAGUGUGUGACCACCGGCAGCAGGAAGAGGCAGAGGACAGUUCGCUAGUUGCGCGCCGCAACUCCACCGGAAGCAGCGUGGCGCUGAACGGAAUGAACAGUCACACGGCAGCGAUCAACCUGCAGCAUCCGGGCACGGGACAGACGGCUGUGGUGGGCCACCAUCGGGGCUUCUCGUCGACGGUCGUAGCAGCCGCGAAUUCGGCCGCCGCUUCCGCCUCCGCCACCGACUGUCCAUGGUUUUUGCCGCACCAGAUGCCUCCACCACCGACGGCUCCGGCCCGCCAGCACAAGCGGCCCGCACCGCAACCCGGCGGUGCCACUGUCGUCGGCGGCGGAGGAGGUGGAGGAGGGGGCGGUCCCGGCAAUCACAUGCAGCCGCCGCAGUUUAUUAGCCCACCUCCAGCACCGCAGCAACAGCAGCAGCAGCAGCAGCACCAACAGCAACAUAGUCAGCAGUCAGCAAUAGUGCCGCCACCACAAUUACCUCCACACAGUGUUAACCCGAGUCUCAGUUCCAUCCAUCAUCCGGUGCAGCAGCUGGUUGCGCCACAGUCAGCACAGCAGCAGCCCCAUCAGCCGCCGAUACCGCCGCAUCCCGCGGUACAACACCACAUACCAAAAUCACCGAACCAGCAUCAUCCACCUCAGCCGGCGUCAGCGGUGCUACAGCACAACCCUCAGGCAGCGUCAGCAGUCGGUGGCGGCGUGCUGACCAACAACAGCCACCACACCACGGGCCCACCGUCCACCGGUGCAGGGGGACCACCAGUAGCGCCUGUGACCGGUAGUGCUGCCGCCAAUAUGAUGUCAACAUCCAUGAACAGUGCGCAGCUACAGGGACACAUACUGCAGCCGGUCGGAGGGCUCACCGGUUCGGCACUUUCCAUCCACCAGCAGCAGCAGCAGCAGCAGCAACAGUCAGCAAUGGUGCAAGGAAACCAGCCGGUGCAUCACAUGUCCAACUCGCUGCACGGUCCAAUCGGUUUACCAACGGUCGUAGUACCGCCUGCCGGGCACGACGGUAGCAAUGGAGUGGGCGGUCCGGCUCCCGGCUGGAACUGCGUGCCGGUCGGACUUUCCUCACCAACGACCUCGGCAGCCGCUGCCGCCCAACGGAGAGCGGAAGUGAACGCGAAACUCAACGCUAUGCCCUGGUUUCAUGGACGAAUAAAGCGGGAAGAGGCAGAAUCGUUGCUGAAACCGCGAGAAGAUGGAUUGUUUUUGGUGCGCGAGUCCACCAACUUCCCGGGCGACUACACGCUGUGCGUAUGCUUUAACGAGAAGGUUGAACACUAUCGCAUCAAAUACGUGGACAACAAGCUCACCAUCGAUGACGACGAAUACUUCGAUCAUCUCGGACAGCUGGUGGAGCACUACACACUCGACUCGGACGGUUUGUGCACAAAGCUGAUGAAAGCUCUGCCCAAGGAAGAAUUCUGCGUAAAGGACUUCCAGGACAAUGGCUGGGAGAUCAAGAUGGAGGAUCUGCAGCUGAAGGAAAACAUCGGCAAGGGUGAAUUCGGGGACGUAAUGCUGGGCAUAAUGAAGGGCGAGAAGGUCGCAGUGAAGGUGCUGAAGGAUGCUGGCCGCGCGUCAAACAAAUUCCUUGCCGAAGCUGGCGUAAUGACUACAUUGGAGCAUGAAAAUCUCGUCAAGUUUAUUGGUCUUGUAUUUCACGACAAGUACAUCUAUCUCGUAACGGAGUACAUGAGCAAAGGAUCGCUGGUCGACUAUCUGCGGUCACGUGGUCGGCAACACAUAAGCCGGAAGGAUCAGAUCAACUUUGCCUACGACACCUGCUGCGGCAUGGAGUAUUUAGAGACCAAAAAAGUGAUCCAUCGAGAUCUGGCUGCCCGCAACGUGCUCAUUUCCGAGGAUUGUGUCGCGAAGGUGUCCGAUUUUGGAUUGGCGCGCGACGAGCGUUAUACUGGUGAUAGCAGCAAGCUUCCGAUUAAGUGGACGGCUCCGGAAGCGUUAAAAGAAGGCAAAUUCUCCAACAAAACGGACAUGUGGAGUUUUGGAAUUCUACUAUGGGAAAUCUAUUCAUUUGGCCGCGUACCAUACCCGAGAAUUCCUUUGGCCGAUGUGGUGAAACACGUUGGCAGUGGUUACAAAAUGGAAGCCCCCGAAGGUUGCCCACCGGAGAUCUAUGAAAUGAUGCGUCAAGCGUGGGAUCUGGUGCCCGAAAAGCGUCCAACCUUUGCCGAGCUGAAGCGACGGCUGUACAACUGUAAGCGUGAAACGGCCAACACGUACGUGACGUAGAGCGUGCGGCCCGAUGCAGCGAUCCAGCUGGGAUGAAAGAAAAAAACUUAACGCGCAAAGGACGAAGACAAAGAGUCAUCGGUAUAACCGAAGAAAGGAAGGAAAAGGGCAUCCGUAAAGAUAAGAACGAAUCUAAUUGUAAAAAAGCAGACAAACAAAAGCUAAUAGAAGAUUUCUUUCACAUCAUCUUGAGAGAAUUGUGCGCGCGAUUGGAAGAUGUCACGUGUGCAUUGUCCAUCGUCUGUGCAAACGAUGAGUUUUUUGUGUGCCAAUCUUGGCUUUGGUGUAGAAGCUGGAAGAAUAUUUCAGCUUAUGCAUGGUUAGUGUUAACACUUUCCUCAGUGGAAUGCAUUUUUCUUCCAUGGUGUGUGGUACUGCAUGAGAAUGUAGCGUUCGAAACACAAACGGCGUGUACCUAGCGUACGUGUUGCGGUCCUAACGCAGCUUGGCAUGCGCUUUAAUCCUUUAUGGAACAAUUGAAAUGGUGAUGUUUUGAAGCACAUCGCUAUGCUGUGUCCUAUUUUGCCGGUUCUGUGUCGUGCUGUGUCCGCGCUGUGCGUGUGUGUGUUGUCCGUGGUAUAGGCUGCCGCAUACCAAGGUUCAGAGAGCUGCAUGGAUAUUUAUUAGUUGUGAUUUUAAUGUUUACUACCCUCCAAAACUCCUCAUCAGAGCGACGGUAACUGUUCUUUUAAAGAAUGAAAAUGAAGGUAUGGGGGAAAAGACGCAGUAUCAAUGAUGAAAUGUGUCGAUUUGGGCGACUGUGCGUACGUGCAGUGCAGGGGACAGCAAACAAUAAUUUAUCGAUAUGAUAUUCAUAUUUGUAAUUUAUUUUCAUCCAUAACUGUACUUGAUUGUACCAACUAAUACUGCAAACGCGCGUACGUUUGAUCAUUGAUUCUGCGUUCCUUUGGUAUGCGGACACUUUACACCACUCUCCUCCCGGGAGCAGAUACUCCAGACAACUGAUCCCCGAAAAGAGUUGUAAAUCACAAUUACACGCGUAAAGUACGACCAGUUAUGGUGUUUUUUUUUUAAAUCACAACACACAGGCACAACACGGAACGAGAUAUCCUGCUACGAGUUAAAUGAUAUAAAUCAAUUGCAAGCAUUGUGGCGGGGCAGUUGUGUAGGGAAUGAGAGGG